This is a messenger RNA of Rhinolophus ferrumequinum (greater horseshoe bat), 1077 nucleotides long. It is a transcript of the gene TMEM40, whose product is annotated as transmembrane protein 40. The coding region runs from base 224 to 925 and encodes 233 amino acids. The transcript has 12 exons. The record is from RefSeq and is a predicted model, not a curated record. NCBI's taxonomy places the organism in Eukaryota, Metazoa, Chordata, Mammalia, Chiroptera, Rhinolophidae.
AGGCAGGAAGGCCUGGGGCUGAUAGCACUGGCAGGAAGGAAUGCAACUCGGGUGAGUGUGAGCAAGUGGGGCCCAGGGACGAGUCACGCCCCGCCCCUUCCCGUCAUGAAGGUGUGGCCAGGCCUUUCCCACAGCCCUCUUCCCCUGCCCAGCCCGUGGCCUCGGCACAGUCCACACACAGCUCGCCUUGCAACUGACAAGCCUCGGGACCACAGGGAAGGCCAUGGAGACUUCAGGAUUCUCCUCCCAGACUCAAGACCACAGUCGAGUCCACGGAGAAACAGAAGAUCUACACAAUGGAGAGACGGAUUUCCACAAGCAAGACAGGGAGGCGGGACUUUCUUCUCAAGACCAACAUGAGAAAGACAAGUCUUCUUCCUCCUCCUCUUCUUCUUCCUCCUCCUCUUCUUCCUCUUCUUCCUCCUCUUCCUCAGAAAGCAGCGAUGAGGACCAGAACCCCAGAGAAACCAGAAAACGCCGGCAGAGCCAGGGGGCUGGACACCACCACAGGGGCAGCUCACCCGGUGCUGAGCAUGGGCAGCCUGACAUUUUGAAAAAUGAGCUUCAACUCUAUGGAGGUGCCUCUGGGGAAGUGAUGCUCUCUGGAGAAUCAGGACUCCGAAGGAGAGACUCAGACCUAGCAAGUGGAGAAGUGGAAGCCUCUCAGUUAAGAAGACUGAAUAUAAAGAAAGAUGAUGAGUUUUUCCACUUCGUCCUCCUCUGCUUUGCCAUUGGGGCCUUGCUGGUGUGUUAUCACUAUUAUGCAGACUGGUUCAUGUCCCUUGGGGUCGGCCUGCUCACCUUUGCCUCCCUAGAGACCGUCGGCAUCUACUUUGGUUUGGUGUACCGGAUUCACAGCGUCCUGCAAGGCUUCAUCCCCCUUUUCCAGAAGUUCAGGCUGAUGGGGUUCAGGAAGACUGACUGAGGCCAGUGCCAGGCGGACAGCCAAGCUAGGCCCCAGUGUGACUACCACUACAUCUUCUGAGCACAGAGCAAUGUUCUGGAAGACACACAGGCAGGCCAGGCUCGGGCAAUAAAGAGAGCACUUUUCCUUCUACGUGAUCUGAACAUUGGCGA